Molecule: messenger RNA, 473 nt
Organism: Blastocystis hominis
Lineage: Eukaryota; Bigyra; Opalinata; Blastocystidae
Exons: 3
Coding region: 1-450 (149 amino acids)
Source: RefSeq, a predicted model, not a curated record
AUGGACACAGCUUUUCUUGAUAGUCUUGCCUACUUUUUUUACUUUAUCGACUUGUAUUCUCUCAUCCCUUUAACGGAUCUUUGGCCUCUUUCGUUACUCCCUUGCCGUUUGAUUGAUUCGCUAGUCACACGACUUUUAAGACAGGAAGAAAAGGAAACACGAAAGCCACAAGGCAAGAUCGAAUUGUGUUGUUUAUGGGUAGAAGAAAAGCCCGUUUCCCAGUUAAUCAGCGAAAAAACUGACUGUUUUCAUAGUUCUCCGAUCGCGCCGAGUGACGAAGCUGAAACAUCAGUGACAUCGUUUCAGCCGACACUGUCUUCACUGAACGUUCUGAUCGCUCCGAAGAGUCGAGUGGCGUCGUGGUUGAAUCGAGAAAGGAGAAGAGGGUCUUCUGCAAGUAUUUCCACGCCUAUUGAAGGAAAUGGAAGUUUGACUUGUACCAUUAUGUAGAAUAGAAUGAAGAUUGACGUUGC